Messenger RNA from Chaetura pelagica (chimney swift), 1731 nucleotides. RefSeq names its product carboxypeptidase N, polypeptide 2 (gene CPN2). Gene Ontology annotation, cellular component: extracellular matrix. Gene Ontology annotation, molecular function: protein binding. Lineage: Eukaryota; Metazoa; Chordata; Aves; Apodiformes; Apodidae. The transcript has 3 exons. The coding region runs from base 1 to 1731 and encodes 576 amino acids. The record is from RefSeq and is a predicted model, not a curated record.
AUGCAGCACUCGAAGCUGCUUCCCCUGCAGCGCACACCUGAGGGGGCAGAUUUCUGCCUCUCUGAGGCAGGGGAUGAAGCUCGGCUUCUUCAGUGCAGGCUGGUGGUCUAUGCUCUGCUGGGGCUGGGAUCCUUCCUGGAGGAGGGGCUGUGCCUGCCCUGUCCCCCCACCUGCCAGUGCUACGAUACCUCCAAAGUCUUCUGCUCGGAGGAGAGGAUGCAGGAGAUCCCGGUGGGCCUGCCAGGGAAUGCCACCCAGCUCUUUUUUGUGGAGACAGCCCUGAGCAGCAUCCGCAGUGGGGCCCUGGGCUCCAGCACCACCCUCACCAAGCUGGUCUUCCUCAACAACAACAUCCAGGAGCUGCAGGCUGGUGCCUUUAGGGGGUUGCCCAGCCUCACUGAGCUGGAGGUGUCAGGCAAUCCUUUGCUGGCAGUCAGCCCGGGGGUGCUGGUGGGGCUGUCCAACCUCAGCAAGCUCUCCCUGGGUGCCAAUGCCAUCCGCUCCCUGCAGCCGGGGCUCUUCACCGCUGCCUGCCACCUGCAGGACCUACGUUUGCCAGGGAACAAGAUCGAGGCACUGCCCUCUGGCAUCUUCCACCCGCUCCGCCACCUCCAGACCCUGGACCUCUCUCAGAACAUGCUGUCUGAGCUGCCAGAUGGGCUUCUGGCCCCCCUCACCGUCCUCCGCUUCCUCAAGCUCAGCAACAACCAGCUGGUGCAGGUGCCCCCCGGUGCUUUUGGGGCACUGGGCCAGCUGGCUGAGCUCCACCUGGAUGGCAACCAGCUGGAGGAGCUGCCAGGAGGUGCCUUUGCUGGUGCUUUUGUUGUUCGGGGGGAGCUGCAGCGGCUGCAGCUGCAGCACAACGCCCUGGGCAGCCUGGCCCCCGAGAUCUUUGCUGGUCUCCACAACCUCACUGUCCUCAGCCUGGAGGGCAACCGCCUGGCCACUCUGUCUACUGCCCUCUUUGCCAACACCCCUCACCUCCUCCACCUCUCGCUGGCUCGCAACAGGCUGGAGAUGCUGCCUCAGGGGCUCUUUGCCAACCUGUCAGCUCUGCAGACCCUGGUGCUGUCGCACAACGCCAUAGUCCACCUCCACACCGAGGUUUUCGAGGGACUAUCAGGGCUGGUGAUGUUGCAGGUGAGCUACAACAACAUCUCUAUCCUGCCAGCUGGGCUGCUGGAUGGGAUGCCCCUCCUCACCUCCCUGGCCCUGGACCACAACAGCCUGGCCCACCUGCCUCUGGGACUCUUUGAUGCCAACGAGCAGCUGGUGCGUGUGGAGCUCGCCCACAACCCCUGGGCCUGCGACUGCCACCUGGCCUAUCUCCUGGGCUGGCUCCAGGACUUUGCUGAGCCCCUCAUCCAUGCACAAGCCUCCUGUGCCAGCCCAGCCACUCUGCGGGGCAGGUCCCUGCUGGAGGUCCCCCAGAGGCAGCAGGAGUGCCCAGGAGUGCCUGGCGUUCCCCUUGAGGAGCCAAGGGAGGAUGCUCCAGGGCAGUGCACCUACAGCAAUCCUGAAGGCACCAUGAGUGUAGCUUGUGAUGCCACCAGCUGCCAGCAGCUCAGCCUUCAGCUCCCUCCUCUUCCCAGGCAAGCAGCCGGGCCAGGGCCGGGGUACCAGGGCGCCUGGGUGCUGCGCUCCCGCUGCGGCUCCCUGCGGGUCAGCGUCCUCAUCACAGCACAGGGGGAGGAUGAAACCACUUUGCCAGGUCUUCCUGCUGCACCCUAG